AUGAUGCAGCCAACUCAGCUUAUUGAAUUUGGUAGCAUGCUUAUUCAAGAUAGGAUAUCAGAGAUGCAGCUACACAUGAAAGUAAACGCAGAAUUCUCGCCAGAGUUCAAGUCUGCGUCGCUGCGUUCGACCGCUCCUGCCACAACCCGGGAUGAUCUUCAGUCGCUGUGGAUCACAGAGGCUCCAGAGCUUGAGCUAUGCUUAAUUGCGGCACUAGACCCCCUUCUGGAGAAUAUCCACAUCUCGGUCUCUCGAACUAUAGAAGAAAGCAUCAGUAAUACCAAGAUCUUCCCGAGGCUUGGAUUCACCAUCUCCGCCAAGCGUUCUCAAAAAGUUGAAUCACAAGUUCAAGCACUGCAACUUGUCUUUGGUUUGUGCAGAAACACCCAUCCUUUCAAAAGUCUCACGAGUCGUAGCCUUCCACCGGCAUUGCAAGACCCACCAGAAGCUCAUGCACCCCACGACAUUCCUUGCGUGUGCAUAAAAUCCAUCAAUCUGAACAUUCGGCUUUUGAGCAGUCAUCAGGCUCAGAAACUAGCGAAGGCUUCUUCCAUGGAAAGAAGACAUCACCCCAAAGAAACUGGUCCUCAAGACAUGUCUAUUCAGGUUGAGCCGGAGUCGCUUUGUGACAUCGAAGAGAGCGACGUACUUGGCAUUGGAGAGAACGACGUGCCUGGGAGGAGCCCUGUAGAAAAUAUCUACAGUCCAUGCGCGAGCCUCAGCAGAACACAUUCCACCGCUCAACAGCUCAAGGCCUUUGGAGAGAACAGCAUCCCGCGUCUACAGGAAAUGCUCGAGUUCGGUCUCUGGACGCUGUUCCUUCCCGGAGCCCACAAAAGUGUCAAUCUCCGUAUACAGGGAGAAGACAGAAUUGAAUGUCUGUCGCUACUGAUGCCCUCUGUAUUCAAUAUGAAGUACCGUGAGGAGAUGAAGCAACGAGCGACUCUACUCUCGACGGUCAGCAGAUCUCUUACCCCUAUGCUUCGGCGAAGUAAAAACAAGUCCAUUCACUCAAGACUGGCAUCAAUGUCCUCGGAGCAUCAUGGCGUAACAGAGGAGCUGCAAACCCAGAUCUCAAGUUCCACUCUGGAUACAGCAUUAUGGAGGAUUGCACAGCUUAGAGUGUCAAGAAAGUGGAACUUCAGUGCGUCUGCAGCAUCUUCGCUUCCGAAAUGUGUACCAGAGAAGCGGUUUCUGCAAUCUGACGACGACAUAAUACUGCCCUUCUCUUCGGAGCCAAUUGCUGAGCCUGAAAAUGAGAAUCUUCACCAUGAGACACCGGUCCGCCAAACCUUUUGCCAAAAGAGCUGUAUCAUACUUCAUGAGCUACUUUCCGAAGACAGCAGCAUACUUAGUGUCGGAGAUGGUUAUUCCCCCACACAGAUGACUGGAACAACACAAGAUCCUAUCGAACAACCCCAACCGACGUCUGAUUGUCUGCUUUACGAAUGGAGUGAUCUUCCAGAAAUUCCUCUCUCAGACAGUAUAUUGACAGAUGUGCCUCUAGUUUGUUAUGAUGAAUUCUCGAUGACUGAUCUCCCCUUGACGCCAACCCCGGCAUGA
This is a messenger RNA of Penicillium diatomitis, 1563 nucleotides long. RefSeq lists its product as uncharacterized. NCBI's taxonomy places the organism in Eukaryota, Fungi, Ascomycota, Eurotiomycetes, Eurotiales, Aspergillaceae. The transcript has 3 exons. The coding region runs from base 1 to 1563 and encodes 520 amino acids. The record is from RefSeq and is a predicted model, not a curated record.